Molecule: messenger RNA, 1339 nt
Organism: Rubroshorea leprosula
Lineage: Eukaryota; Viridiplantae; Streptophyta; Magnoliopsida; Malvales; Dipterocarpaceae
Source: the annotation of a GenBank genome assembly
CCUCUUAAAACGGCAGAUUCCGGAGCCCCUCUCAACGCAAAACCGAAGAAGAAAAUAAUUCGAAUCGAAUUCUAGGCUGUGAAUCGGAGAGAUAGAGAUGGCGUUGCCGAAGGCCAAGGAACUCGUUUCUUCCAAUUCCGUUGUCGUGUUCAGCAAGACGUCCUGUCCUUUUUGCGUGAGCGUGAAGAAGCUUUUGCAGGAUCUUGGAGCCAAUUUCAAGGUCGUCGAGCUUGAUAAUGAAAGUGAGAUCUUCUUUUCUUUUCUUUUUUUUCUCUGCUUUUUUCGCGAUUUUCUGUGUAGUGUCAGUAUGAUUAUUAGAAGAGAUCAUUCAGUAAGUUAUCCAUUGAAAAUUUUAAAUAAUUUGAUGGAAUAAUUGAUUAUAAAUUUUGGAAUUACUUCUGGAUUUUUUUUUUUUUUUUUUGGGCAUGGAAACAAAUUGUCACUGUAUGCCUGAUGUAUUAUUAAGAACUGUCCUGCUGGUGUGGCUUUAAUUGGAUGUUACUGGAAAAAAAAAAGUUUCAAAUGCGAUUAACUCGAUAUUUGCAAGCCUUUAGCAGUGCGAUUUUGUUAUCUCUUAGUGGUAAAUGGAGUUGGUAAAUUCAGAUUUUUGGCUGAACUUGGAUUAAGAAAAAAGCAUUGAAGAAAAAGAAAAAACAAGUAGGAAGUGACAGUGAGUUUAAGGAAGUAAAAUAACUAAUAAAAAGGUGGCAGAACCAACUGAAGAUCCAACUGAGCGUGGCUUUUGUCUGGAAUCUGUUGAAGGGAGAAUUCAGUUUCUUGAUUGUUUUGCAGUGUUGAGGACUGUAAUUGUCUGCGGCUACAAUGAGUUUGGCAGUCCAUGUUUUGAAUGUUGAUGUCAAUAUGUUUUCAGCAAUGGAUCACAAAUUCCAUAUCUUGAGCCUAGGAUUUAAAGAUGACUGGUCUAGAUUCUCAACAACCGCUAUGCACAAGGAGGGUAAGCUGGUUCCUCUGCUAACUGAAGCUGGAGCUGUUGCCAACACUUCUGCUGAAGCUGGAGUUGUUGCCUAGACUUCUGCUGAAGCUGGAGCUGUUACCUAGACUUCUGCUAAAUAAGCUUCUAAAGUCCAUAUGUACUCUGCCUACUGGUUGCUACUUGUUGUCUACUAAAUAAGCUAGCUGUUGUCUGUUGACUCUUCACUAUUGUCAAUAUGGUUGUUAUGGUUUGAUGGUUACCAUGCCAUUUUGAAUGUUAUUUCUUCUAAUGUUGAUUUCGGUUGGUUCAUAGAUCAAUCAACCUUCUGCAUUAUUACUUCGUCCAUAUUUUCUACAAUUACCAUGGAAGAAUGAUCUUUUAAGUGAAUGAAAGCAGUCUGGAGAC